This is a messenger RNA of Bradysia coprophila, 1604 nucleotides long. Its product is annotated as alpha-amylase A-like. The record is from RefSeq and is a predicted model, not a curated record. Gene Ontology annotation, biological process: carbohydrate metabolic process. Lineage: Eukaryota; Metazoa; Arthropoda; Insecta; Diptera; Sciaridae. Gene Ontology annotation, molecular function: alpha-amylase activity; cation binding.
CAAUAAUCGUUAGUGGUUAUUUGCAGGUCCAACACAUAAUAGUGCCAGGACAGUACAUAUUACAUUCAAAAUGAAAUCUUUAUUCGUAAUUUUGCUAGUAGUUGCGGGAGCUUUAGCUCAAUUCAAUCCACAUUUUGCGGCAAACAGAAACGGCAUUGUCCAUUUAUUCGAAUGGAAAUGGGCUGAUAUUGCUGCAGAAUGUGAACGAUUUUUGGCACCAAAUGGUUUUGCUGGAGUGCAGGUAUCACCAGUGAACGAAAACAUUUUAGUCAACAACCGUCCAUGGUGGGAAAGAUAUCAGCCGAUUUCGUACCAACUUACUACUAGAUCCGGUAAUGAGGCCCAAUUUCGAAAUAUGGUCACACGUUGUAACAAUGUGGGAGUUAGAAUUUAUGUCGACGUUAUUUUGAAUCAUAUGUCUGCUGACAGUGCCAAUCCAAUAGGAACUGGAGGAAAUAGAGCCGAUCCAGCAGCUAGAAGCUUCCCAGCUGUUCCAUAUUCAGUUACCGAUUUCAACACUCCAUGUGGCAUUUAUGAUUAUUCAGAUCGUUACCAAGUGCGCAACUGUGAAUUGGUUGGGCUUCGCGAUUUAAAUCAAGCUGUACCAUGGGUACGUGAUCGUCUUGUUGAAUUUUUGGAUAAAUUAGUUGAAAUUGGUGUAGCUGGCUUCCGCGUUGAUGCCGCUAAGCAUAUGUGGCCUGGAGAUUUGGAUAUCAUUUACCGCAGAGUAAGAAAUUUAAAUACGGCUCAUCACUUCCCAGCUAAUGCUCGUCCGUUUAUUACUCAAGAGGUUAUUGACCUUGGUUUUGAAGCUAUCUCAGCAUCGGAAUACACUCACAUGGGCACAGUUACUGAAUUCAAAUAUUCCGCUGAGAUCGGAAGAGUCUUCCGUGGACACGAUCAACUUAGAUGGCUUCAAAAUUGGGGAACUGGAUGGGGAUUCUUACCUUCCCAUGAAGCUUUAGUUUUCGUCGACAAUCAUGAUAAUCAGCGUGGACACGGUGGUGGCGGAGCUAAUGUCUUAACUUACAAGGAAUCCAAACAAUAUAAAAUGGCAACUGCUUUCAAGCUUGCUCAUCCUUUCGGAAUCAAACGAUUGAUGAGUUCUUUCGCUUUCAGUCAUAGCGAUCAGGGACCACCACAAGACGCAAACGGCAAUUUGAUUUCACCUUCAAUUCUUGCCGACGGUACGUGUGGCAAUGGCUGGGUGUGUGAACAUCGUUGGAGACAAAUUUACCAGAUGGUUGAGUUCAGCAAUGUCGUAGGAACGGUUCCCAUAUCAAACUGGUGGUCUAACAACAACAACCAGAUUGCAUUUGCUAGGUCCGGUCGCGGUUUUAUUGCGUUCAAUAAUCAGGCCGAGACACUCAACGCCAAUCUUCAAACAUCACUGUCUGCUGGCAGAUAUUGCGAUAUUAUAUCGGGACGUAAUAAUAAUGGAGUCUGUACUGGUAUUGCUAUUGAUGUUGCCGCUGGCGGAACAGCACAAAUCACUCUUCCUAGUUCGGCUUAUGAUGGUGUCAUUGCUAUUCACGUAGGAGCACAGUCAAGAAUUUAAGAAUUUGUUUGAAGAUACAAUUAAUUAAAAAAAAAAACAAAAAAAA